This is a messenger RNA of Phytophthora infestans T30-4, 1470 nucleotides long. RefSeq names its product glycoside hydrolase, putative. The record is from RefSeq and is a predicted model, not a curated record. The transcript has a single exon. NCBI's taxonomy places the organism in Eukaryota, Oomycota, Peronosporomycetes, Peronosporales, Peronosporaceae. The coding region runs from base 1 to 1470 and encodes 489 amino acids. Gene Ontology annotation, molecular function: endo-1,3(4)-beta-glucanase activity.
AUGAAGAAGGUUACCUUGCUACAGGCGACGCUGGUCGCACUUGCUGCUCGUUGCGCCACCGCGUCGCUCACGGACCCAGACGUUGGAGAAGGCUACAACUUCCUGCAAGAUACCGUCAGGGGCGCAACCGAGAAAUUGAUCGGAACGCUUGCCCCCAACGCUCAAGCAACAACGACUACUGCCCAACAAGGUCCGACCAGUGGUGAGUUCUUCGUACCAUUCGGUACCGACGAACCGUCCGAGGAGCUGUUUGUACAUAAUAGCAGCCUCGAGAAAAUCGUGCCGAUCAUCAACGUCGCCGAGGAAGCGCUCAACCAGCCCAUUCCUACCAAUGACUGGUGGGGCAACCUCAUCCACGUCACAGAUCUCAAAAACGUGUCCAACUACGCUGCCUGGUCGAACCCGUACGCGGUGAAGCUGCCACGUGAAGCGCCGUACGGACUGCAGACCUGCUACUCGUACACGUACCGCGAGAUCGGGUCGGAAGUCAACGGAACUGUCAAGUACUACAACCACUCGUACCAUAACGAUCUGACAUUGUCGUCGGAGGAGUUCUUCUCAUACGAGCCCAAAUACGAAGUGUACGAAUGGGACGAAGGAGGUGCCAAACUGCGUACGUGUGACGAGACCACAUGCAAAUGCAUGGACUCGGCAUUGGUGAGUGGAAUGGCGUUUGUGUGCGAUGGACUCACGCCACGCAUCGAUACCGAACACAAUAUCACGUACGUGGACGACUCGGCGCCGGGCAAGUUUGUCAUUCAUCUCAACAACAGUCAGACGUGGGUAUUGUACGCGAGUGACAAGAGCCUGUCGCUGCGUGUAGAGGAACCAGUCGUGUUCUCUGUGAACGCUUCGGGGUCGUCGUUGGUGGCGGACAAGGGGUACUCUGGCACGAUCCGAGUGGCGAUACUCCCGGAGGAAGCGGCUGAUGACACCGUCUAUGAUGAGUACGCCUCCUGUAUGGUGAUGGGUGGUGGUGUAUCGAUGGAGUCACGCACGGGUUACUCGCUCCACUGGGACGUCGAGGGCAGUACGUGUGAAUCGGUAGGUCUGUUGCACUUCGCUCUGCCACACCAGGUCGAGUCGAUGACUGGAUCUCCGACCAAGACGACAAGUCCUGGAGCGAUCGUGAUGCACUCAGCUACGCGUGGUCUCAUGGUGGGUCAGGUGACGACGAACCCGACGUGGUCGUUCGUGGAGCCCGAAGCAGACUUCGAGGUGGACUUCUACCCUGCCCGUAAGCCGUCGCCGUGGAUUGUUCUGGAGACCGACAUGCUGCGUACGCUGCAGAAGGAUAUCAUGGGCAACUGGUCGGAUUGGGACGCCGAUAGCUGGUACUACAACGGCAAAUAUUUCCAGAAGUACGCGUCGUUGUGUCUGAUGGCAGCAGACAGCUCGGUGGUUGGCCCGGACACACUGCUUCUAUCGUUCUGUCUGGAGAAGCUGGAGAAGAUGAUUGGCCGGUGCUGA